AUGGCAAACAGGUUGGACGCCAUGAACCCCACCAUGACUUCGACUCCAUCCGUCUCCCAGGCCAAGGCAGCUAACAGUGCUUCGAGGCCAGCGACCAACAACCAGAAUGUCAUCAAGCGGUUACAAUCGGAACUCAUGACCCUCAUGACCUCGCCUACCGCCGGCAUCAGCGCCUUUCCCUCCAACGACAUGACCAAGUGGAACGCCACCAUGGAAGGACCACAGGACACGCCCUACCAAGACCUGACCUUCAAGCUCACCAUCUCCUACCCCUCGAACUACCCAUAUGCACCUCCCGAAGUCCUCUUCAAGACUCCCAUCUAUCACCCCAACGUCGACUUCAGCGGCCGGAUAUGCUUGGACAUUCUGAAGCCAGGAGGCGAGGGCAAAGAGGGAGCGUGGAGUGCGGCCUUGAACACGAGCAGUGUGUUGCUGAGCAUCCAGAGUCUUCUGGGCGAGCCGAAUAACUCAUCACCACUCAAUGGUGAAGCCGCGAUCCUGUGGGAUAAGGACCAGGCCGAGUUCAAGAAGAAGGUUCUCGCACGACACGUGAAGCCCGAGGACGUUGAAGACACUGCAUAA
Molecule: messenger RNA, 582 nt
Organism: Fulvia fulva
Lineage: Eukaryota; Fungi; Ascomycota; Dothideomycetes; Mycosphaerellales; Mycosphaerellaceae
Product: Ubiquitin-conjugating enzyme E2
Exons: 3
Coding region: 1-582 (193 amino acids)
Source: RefSeq, a predicted model, not a curated record